CUCUACAUAAAUAUUGUAUUGAUAAGGGCGGUACUGUAUGAAGGUAUUUCUGGCUUACAACCCAAGCAAGCGGUGUGCGAACUAACAGUCUGGCAUUGAGCGAGGCUAUUAAAGCGCGGUCACAAUGCGGGGCGCUACGGUCUGGCACCUAGCCCAGAAAUCUGUCGGGCCGGCGCAACUGCUUGCACAUGUGUCUCAGUUGGAAAGCCAAGCGGUGCUGGGGCAAGGCGCGCUGACCUGUGCAGCGGUCGCUGGGGCCUCGCGGGCGCCGUGUCCAUGCGGGGCGCCUCACGACGCGUCCAUUGCCCCGGCUGGGCACCUCCAAGUCCUAACAGCAGCGGCUUCAGCAGCUUCCAACGACAUCACCGCACCUCGCAGCUCAGCACUAGUUCCAGACUCCAACAGCACCAGCUCCAGCUCCAGCUGCAGCUACAGCCAUCACCGCCACCACCAGCACCACUUGCAGCCCUACGCCCAGCGCCACUUCCGCACCGCCGCACCGCCGCACGCCGCCCACCCCUCCAGCCCGGGCGCCGCCGCGGCACACGACCCCGACGCGGCUGGCGGGCGCUCGCGUGAAGCAGCCCAUGAUGACUACAGCUAUGACGACGAUGGGCGUGACGGCUCACACGAAUACGGCCACGAAUCUUCUGCAGAAACGCAGGAGCAGGACAGCCAGCUGGAUCGGGACCGGGCACUGAAGCGCGUGCUGCGCUCUUCCAAUGCGGCCGAGCUGGCCGCAGUGCACUUCUUCUCGGGCGCCGCGGCGGUGCUGCCCCGCGCGCGGCCCGACGCCGCCUUCUUCGCGGAGCAGGAGCAGGGCGCGGCGGAGGAGGUGCGCCGACUGCUGCCCAGGUACCGUGUGCGGCCGUCCCUGGUCCAGGGCCCGCUGAGCCUGGCAUCUUUCGCACUGGGAGCCGCCGCCGCCGCUGCGCCGCCGGGACUACGGCUCGCCAUCGCCGGCGCGGUGGGGGACGCGCUGACAGAGCAUUACAACGAGCAGCUGCGGCAGCUGAACGACGCAGGCGCGGCGGCACAGGCUCCGGAGGUGCGACGCGCGCUGCGCUCCCUGCGCGACCUGCCGCGAUUGCCCGACGGCGCGCCGCCUGCCCCGGACCUGGUGUCGGUCCUGCAGGAGGGCGUGGCGGCAGCAACCGCAGCCGCGGCACCGCCGCCGGGAGAUGACGGCGCCGCGGGCCCGGCUGCAGCUGCCGCGGCUGCGGCUGCGGGCGCGGCUGCGGGCGCGGCGGCGAGGGGGCCCACGGUGUUGGCGGGCGUGGCGAGGGCGCUUCGGGAGCUGGGGUUGGAGGGUGGCGUGGGGGCGGUUGUGAAGGCGGGCGCGCGCGUGGCGCUGGACGUGGCUGCAAAGGUGUAGGCGGAUCUCCGCAGCUUGCGGUUCGGCCGGCUGCUAGCAGGAGACAGUUGUGGACUGCGGAGUUAGGACGAGUUAGCUGAUAGAGGUUACAUGUGGGACGACAGCCGUGGACUAAGCCAGGGCCCCAAAAACGUACUAGACACGUACGAGAAGACUAGCC
Chlamydomonas reinhardtii is the source of this 1535-nucleotide messenger RNA. RefSeq lists its product as uncharacterized. The record is from RefSeq and is a predicted model, not a curated record. Gene Ontology annotation, molecular function: 3-demethoxyubiquinol 3-hydroxylase activity. The transcript is spliced from 7 exons. Gene Ontology annotation, cellular component: mitochondrial inner membrane. Gene Ontology annotation, biological process: ubiquinone biosynthetic process. Lineage: Eukaryota; Viridiplantae; Chlorophyta; Chlorophyceae; Chlamydomonadales; Chlamydomonadaceae. Bases 125 to 1375 code for a protein of 416 amino acids.